AUGGCCCUUGAUUUUAUUGACUACCUGGCUAAGAUAGAUCCGAUGCAGUCAUACGUGGUGCAGCGGCUUACUGGAGGCUUAGUGAAUAUCACUGCUCGUGCAACACGGCUCUCCAAAAGUGAUAUACCCGUGAGCAGGUUCGCUAACCAUUCUUCCUUUAUCCUAAAGUAUGCCCCACCUUAUGUAGCCGGCAUUGGACCUGAAGCACCAUUUUCCACAUUCAGACAGACUAUCGAGGCACGUGCAUUAUCGCUCUUCCUCCCUUCGUCGAACAGUUUGCACCAUCUCUGUGAAGAGACUGGAGUUAGAAUCCCCGUUUUGCUCCAUCAUGACCAAGAGGAGCAUGUCCUAAUUAUCUCAGACCUUGGGCCCCUUCCCAAUCUUUCUGAAUUCUUCGAUGACCUCGCUAGCAUAACCACAGCAACGAGGGUCAGUAAGGACUCGUCUGCUCGUACAUCAUCGGUAGUCACCCCAAUAUCGCCGGCAGAAGGUGUGAUGAUUGGUCAAAAAGUUGGAUCGUUUUUCGCCGGCCUCCACCAACGAACGAACGUGGAGAUGAUACAAAGGGAGCCAUACCAUGAUCCGCACUUGUUGAAACAUGACGGUAUGCUGGACAUGGUUCUGGAAGCUGCGAUCAGACCGGUUAAAGAGCAGUUGAACCUAUUCCCGGAUUUGUUUCCUCAUGAUGCUGUCUCGAUGGUAUAUCAGUGUGUCGAGGAUAACUUCACGCGCACGAGUGACGAGGAUGAAAAGGUGAUAGCUCUCGGUGACUGCUGGACUGGUGCAUUGCUUAUUGGUCUGGGCCACCCAACAGGCCCACCUGAGGUUGCAGUCAUAGACUGGGAAUUUACAUGUGUUGGCAGAGGAGUAAAUGGCGACAUUGCCCAGCUGCUGGCGCACCUAUGCCUGUUCGAGAUUGCAGCAGCAUGGCAAGGGAGAGCUGAUUCUGGCGCCACGAUCAAAGCAAUCAUGGAAGGACUUAUCAGGGAAUAUCGCAGUCGAAGUGAUGCCUUAACUCAAAUCUGGCUAGCCAAAUCAAACUCGUUGGCCCCUGAACCACAUUCAUUGACGGCUCGACUUAUGCGAUCGGCCUUUCUUGCUCACGGGGCAGAGAUCGUCAACAAUGCUUUCUGGAAGGAUUGGAUGGCCCAGACGAUGGCCAUCCACGUGUACGGGUCUUACCCGCCUCUAGCAUCAGACAUUGUCCUCUGGGUGUGGACCGUGGGCCUUCCACAGCAAGUUGAUCAACAUUUCAAUGUCGCCUCCGACUCCUCCCCAACGAAAACAAACCACUUUCAUCCUCAAUGGGAUCACAUCUCGAGUGCUCUCAAGCUCAAUCCAACCUACAGCUUGGAUAACCUCCAAUGCCUUUGUCACACAUCACCCCUCUAUACACAAUAUCGAGCAGGAUUCACACUUCAAAGCAAGAAGCAAACCAUGGUCUACACUGCUUUCACGCAAUGGGUAGAACACGGUCCCAAGCCCAAACCUGGUCCCAAGCCAAGACCAAGCCAACCAAGGCCGAUUCCAUCGGUCUGA
This is a messenger RNA of Endocarpon pusillum Z07020, 1539 nucleotides long. RefSeq lists its product as uncharacterized. Lineage: Eukaryota; Fungi; Ascomycota; Eurotiomycetes; Verrucariales; Verrucariaceae. Bases 1 to 1539 code for a protein of 512 amino acids. The transcript has 3 exons. The record is from RefSeq and is a predicted model, not a curated record.